This is a messenger RNA of Raphanus sativus (radish), 852 nucleotides long. RefSeq lists its product as uncharacterized. Lineage: Eukaryota; Viridiplantae; Streptophyta; Magnoliopsida; Brassicales; Brassicaceae. The record is from RefSeq and is a predicted model, not a curated record. The transcript has 3 exons. The coding region runs from base 1 to 852 and encodes 283 amino acids.
AUGGAGACCUUGUUCCAGAGUUACUACGUCCCAGAAGAGGAGAAGCUGUCUUAUGCUACUAAGACACUCACUGGUCCUGCUCUUGCAUGGUGGGAAGAAGAGGAGUACGAUAGUUGGUAUUGUGGUGACCCAGCUCAUACUUGGGAGAGUUUCAAAUUCGAGAUACUUGAGGAUUUUGUGAAGAAAGGUCCAGAAUUUGAGUUUCCCAUGAUCCUUACACACGCAGGCUGGCAUCACACUUCAACCAUAAGCUCUAAACCUGAUAGCAAGCAAGCUAAUCAGCAUCACAGCCCCCAAAAGAUAGAACCAGCUGUAAAAAAGAAAACUGUCAAAAAGCAAGAGGGCUCACAGCUAAGUUCACUCCAGUUGAUAAAGGUACCAGAAACAUUUCCAUCCUCAAAAGGAACUUUACAACCAGGGAAAAAUAAGGCUGAAGUAGUUCUUGAGAGAAGAGAACCCCAAACUGAAGAUCAAGCUAUGGCACAAGGUUUGGAAAAACCACCAGCAUCAUCAAAUCAAAGAACAGAAGUAACUGAUCACAUGGACGAUCCACACAAGGAGAUUACAAGGUGUUUAAAUGCCAAAGUAAAACAAGAAGUUACCACCAGCAACUUCCUGAAUCCAGACGACCCUCCAGGUCCUGCACCAUCCACCAGAAAGCCAGAUCACAGCAGAGGAGUAGUCUUGUCGUUCUUACUCAAAGGAGAGCCACCAGAUGUUAUCCAGUUUCGAGGUCGAAACUUUUUCAAGGGAGAGGGUAUGAUGCGGCCAUCAAAUCAGUGGUCGAACCAGAGUUCAACCAAGCUACCCAAACCGACCACCUUGGAGCCACCAGCAAUAGAGGUUCAGUAA